Molecule: messenger RNA, 3725 nt
Organism: Aphis gossypii (cotton aphid)
Lineage: Eukaryota; Metazoa; Arthropoda; Insecta; Hemiptera; Aphididae
Product: protein argonaute-2-like
Exons: 21
Coding region: 588-3530 (980 amino acids)
Molecular function (GO): RNA binding; protein binding
Source: RefSeq, a predicted model, not a curated record
UUCAAUUAUGAGAAGAUCCAUUUUGGGGCUAUAAAUUUUUUUAGUCCAUUUCAUUCCAUAAAGUCGUGCAACCACUAACCAGUAUAUUAUCUUAAACCGUGGUAAGUACCAACACGAUAUUAGUAUGAAGGAUUGAAAGUCCGUGGACUGUACUGGUUUUCCCAGGUCAAACCACCAAUCAGAAAUCGACUUAUGUGUAAACAACAGCGAUUGAUGAUAGUGCGCAGACGCGAAUUUUCAGUAGUAACUACACCUGAAUUAUUGCUGUACACUAUACUGGCAUAGUGGCAUACUGCUUAGUGCUUAUUAUAGCAGUGACGUAUUACGCAUCUACGUUAUCGACGAGGAGGACUCUUCAUUUUUUUUUUUUAAUCACGUUCGUCAAGUGUCAAGUGUUUAUUGUAUUAUCCAGUAUCCAUUCCAUCGUUCACUCUUGAAUCGUCAAUCGCCAUUCAUCGAGCAGUAUCGAGUAUUCGAGCUUAGCUAUUCUGAUAUCCGUGAACCAUUCGAUAUUCUGAGUAUUCUGUUUGUUGGGCGUUUUAUUUAAUUAACGUGCAGUGUGCACGUCAAUUCAUUCAAUUGACAUUAUGCUUCCCAAUCAACCAAACAAUCCUGGUACACCAGGAAAGAAAAAACAGAAAAAAGGUAAUCAACAAGAUAAUUCAAAUAUUAAUGUUGGGCAGAGUCAAGGACCAUCAGGUUCAGGGUUUAAAGAUUUUCCACAAAAUCAACCAGGCACUCAACAGGAAUCAACUCAAAAACAAAAUAAACCAAAGGAGGUAAAACAGCAGCAAAUUCAGAAACAAAAGUCACCAACAGAGAGUAAAUCAGGACAAAAUGACUUUCCACAAAUGUCCCAAGGUAAGGCAAAUCCAAAACAACAGACAACACAGAAACAAAAUAAUUCAAAGGAAGCAAAUCAAAAACAAAAACAGAAUCAACCAACAAAAACAACUCAAAAACAACCUGAAGGUAAUAAUCCACCUACUGUGCCACAAUCAGCUUCAUCUCAAGACCAACAAAUUGAACAGACAAUUUCUAUAUUAAAAAAUGAAUUAUUUAUUCCUAAAAGAAGAAAUCCUAAGUCUGGAGGUUCUUUGGGGCGUCCAACUCAAGUGGAAGUGAAUUAUCUUCCUCUUAACCUUGAUAAAUUAUUCAAAAAAGUUGUCUACCACGUAGAUGUACAAUUCAAGCCGGAACUACCUAAAAGACUUCUAAGAAAUGCUUUGGAAGAAUUUAAUAACAAACAUUACCCAAAACUUCUAUUUGCAUUUGAUGGACGGAGAAAUAUGUAUACUACAAAAGAGAUAAAAGGGAAAACUGAUCUAGUAGCUGUGUUAAAUGAUGAAAAUAAUAGAACAAUAGACUUUACAGUUACCACCUCGGUUGUCAAUGUAAUCCAGAUGAAUAAAAUUGAAGAUUAUUUAAAAUCUGGAUCAUCCAAUGCUACUCCAGGGGAAGCAUUUCAAGCAUUGGAUAUCAUACUAAAAAACCGACCGUUUUCAUUAAGAUUUACUAAUGUUGGAAGAUCAUUUUUCCCGCUACCACGUGUUACACCAGUUGACUUAGGUGAAGGAAUGGAAUUAUGGAAAGGAUUUUUUCAAAGUCCUGUUAUGGGUUGGAAACCUUUUCUGAAUAUAGAUGUGGCACACAAAGGAUUUCCCAAGCAUCAACCGUUAAUAAAUUACAUAUCUAAUGAAUUGGGCUGUGAUCUCAAUUCACCAAUGGAUAAUUGGAGUUUUAACGCAUUAUCAACUUAUGUUAAAGGAUUAAAAAUUGACUUUAUGGUUCCAAAUCAACCUAAUACAAAACGUUCAUACAAAGUUGUUGGUCUCCUUGACACUGCUGCUAAAUUUAGAUUUGAUAUGGAAGAUUCUGUUAGAGGUAAACAAACACUUAAUGUAGUGCAAUACUUCAAAAUAACUCGAAACUAUAGUAUCAAGUAUCAAAAUUUACCUUGUUUACAUGUUGGAAAUGUAAAUAAGAAAACUGCUAUUCCAAUUGAACUUUGCAUUGUUCAAAGGGGACAAUUGCGUUUGAAAAAAUUAUCAGAAAUGCAAACAGCUUCUAUGGUGAAGAAUGCAGCUCGUCCUCCAUCAGAACGACGACAAACUAUUGAAAAUUGCAUUAGAGACAUUAAAUAUAACCAAGAUCCUGUAUUGAACGAGUUUGGUAUUAAUGUUACGGAACAAUUUGCUUCAAUACCAGCAAGAGUUUUGGAUCAACCAUGUUUAGCAUAUGCUCAAAAUAGGGAAACUAGACCAAGAGGUGGUGUUUGGAGACCUGAUAAAUUUUCUAAAGCAGUACAUAUUAAUAAAUGGGUUGUAUUGAAUCUAGACGGACGUACUAAUAUGGGGAGCAUUAAAAACCUUGAAAGAAAUUUAAUAAUGAGUGGUAAAGAAUUGAAUGUUGUUGUAAACCCAAUGGAUUCUCCGAUUAACUGUCUUUUGCAAAGGAAUAUGCGUGUGGCUGAAAUAAAAACCUUAGUUGGGAACAAUUUUAGAAAGCUAAAACAAGUCAAUACAAAAUUAAUUGUGGUUAUUAUUCCAGACGCUCCUGCUGGAGUUUAUGGUAUGGUUAAACAAACAUCAGAGUUGGAAAUUGGUGUUCUUACACAAUGCAUUAAAUCCAGGACAAUGUUCAAGAUGAAUCCAUCAACAUCUUCUAAUAUCCUACUAAAGAUAAACUCAAAAUUGAAUGGAGUCAAUCACACUCUGGCUAUUAAAAGCAGCCCACCUAGUAUGGAUGAAGCAAUUAUUUUUGGCGCUGAUGUGACACAUCCAUCUCCUGACCAAACUGCUAUUCCAUCGGUUGCUGCUGUUGCAGCCAGUCAUGAUCGUUUUGGAAGCCAAUACAAUAUGGAAUGGCGCUUGCAAUCUCCUAAAGUUGAAAUUAUUCAAGAUCUAGAGGAUAUUGUUCAUAAACAGUUGCUUAAAUUCAAAGAAAAAACAAACUCUGUACCAAAGAAAAUAUUUUAUUUUAGAGAUGGUGUAAGCGAAGGCCAAUUUUUACAGUUGUUGGAAUAUGAACUGAUUGCUAUUCGUAGAGCUUGUCUUAGGCUCAAUAUUAACUACAAACCUUCAGUGACAUUUUUGGUCGUACAGAAACGACAUCACACUAGAAUGUUUCCUAAGUGUAGCAUUGAUAUGGACGGCAAGUUUGGUAAUGUUCCUUCUGGUACAAUUAUAGAUACUCAAAUCACUCAUCCAACAGAACUCGAUUUUUAUUUGUGUAGCCAUGCUAGUAUUCAAGGCACAUCAAGACCAACCAAGUAUCAUCUCAUAUGGGAUGACAAUAAUUUUACUGAAGACCAGUUGGAACAACUGACAUUCUACUUAUGUUUUAUGUUUGCACGUUGUACUCGUUCUGUUUCAUAUCCAGCACCUACAUACUAUGCUCAUUUGGCUGCAUUUAGAGCACGGGCUUAUAUUGAAAACAAAACCAUUGAUCUCAAUCAUUUAGAUGACGAGCAAAACAAAAAUAAACUGAACCAUUCAUUCACGGUUAAUACGCCCAUGUUUUUUGUUUGAAUUUAUUUUAAAACUACUAUUAUUUUUUUUUAUAUAAUUUACUCAUUACUUUUUUUUUAAAAAAAAUAUUAAAAUAUUAUUAUCCACUAUACUUAAACCCAUAAUUAUACCCUUAUUUAAUGACAUACAAUAACAUUUAUGAUAGUUGAUAAGUUUUUAUUUUAUUUUUUUUAAUAAACUCAUAUUCUCACUUAA